Messenger RNA from Otolemur garnettii (small-eared galago), 3337 nucleotides. RefSeq names its product family with sequence similarity 76 member A (gene FAM76A). Bases 94 to 1149 code for a protein of 351 amino acids. The record is from RefSeq and is a predicted model, not a curated record. NCBI's taxonomy places the organism in Eukaryota, Metazoa, Chordata, Mammalia, Primates, Galagidae. The transcript is spliced from 10 exons.
AGCCCGCAGCCUGCCGCCGCCAGGUUGUGCCUCAGACUGUCAGAAAAAGCCGCGCGCCGGCCGGCGGGGUGGUGAGCACGGCCCGGGCCGGACAUGGCGGCGCUCUACGCCUGCACCAAGUGCCACCAGCGCUUCCCCUUCGAGGCGCUGUCUCAGGGGCAGCAGCUGUGCAAGGAAUGUCGGAUUGCACACCCUGUUGUGAAGUGCACCUACUGCAGGACUGAGUACCAGCAGGAGAGUAAAACCAAUACAAUAUGCAAGAAAUGUGCUCAGAAUGUGCAGUUGUAUGGUACGCCCAAACCUUGUCAGUAUUGCAACAUAAUUGCCGCAUUUAUUGGCAAUAAAUGCCAGCGCUGCACAAAUUCAGAGAAGAAGUAUGGACCACCCUAUUCCUGCGAACAGUGCAAGCAACAGUGUGCAUUUGACAGGAAAGAUGAUAGAAAGAAGGUAGAUGGGAAAUUGCUGUGCUGGCUGUGCACACUUUCAUACAAACGGGUCCUUCAGAAGACUAAAGAGCAAAGGAAACACCUGAGCAGCUCUUCUCAUGCCGGCCAUCAGGAGAAGGAACAGUACAGUCGCCUGAGUGGUGGCAGCCAUUAUAACAGCCAGAAAACACUUUCUACAUCUUCAAUUCAAAAUGAAAUCCCAAAGAAAAAGUCCAAGUUUGAGUCCAUCACAACUAAUGGAGACAGCAAUGCUUCGCCUUAUGAGCUGCUUUGUCCUAAUAUCCAGAGCACCUCAUCCGUGUUGUUGCAGUGGGCUGCUUCGCAAGAGAGUCUUGGGGCCAACCAUUUUCCUGUUCCUCUAGGCCCAGGCAUCCUGAACUUUUCCCCAGACCUGGCUCUGGACUCACCAGGUACUGACCACUUUGUCAUCAUUGCCCAACUGAAGGAAGAAGUGGCUACCCUGAAAAAGAUGUUGCAUCAAAAGGAUCAAAUGAUUUUAGAGAAAGAGAAAAAGAUUACAGAGUUAAAGGCUGAUUUUCAGUACCAGGAAUCUCAGAUGAGAGCCAAAAUGAACCAGAUGGAGAAAACCCACAAAGAAGUCACAGAACAAUUGCAGGCCAAAAACCGAGAGCUCCUGAAGCAGGCAGCUGCUUUGUCCAAGAGCAAGAAGUCUGAGAAGUCAGGAGCUAUCACCUCUCCGUGACAGACCCUGAGGAGGCUCCCUAGCAACAGCAUAUGGAGUUGUUCUGGGUUAGGGUUGGUGACAUGGCUGUUCUCUGGGAAGUGCAAGUUUUCUUAAGAAAUAUCUAUUUUAUUUCAGUUAUCUUUCUUUGUGCGAUUGCAGUGGGCUGAAUGGAAACACCUGGUUUGUGCUGUGUUAUGACUGCAUGCUUGAGUGUUUGGGGUUUCAGGCUCUCUUUCUCUCACUUCUAGGACCUCUUCUCUUCUCUCACGCUUUCUCUAUUUUCGUAUUACUCUUUCUUUCCUUUUUUUUCUUUUUUUUUUUUCGUGGUGGUCACUGCUCAGUGUAAUGUGCAGAAUGAUUUUGGUUUUUUUUUUUUAGUCCAUCAUUGCAUCCUGCCAUACCCAUGAGCAAAUUGUUUGGCAUUAAUUAUAUAUCACUGCCACUUCUGAACUUUGAAAACUGCCACCUUAAAACUUGGUACAAUGGAAGAGGCUUUCUCUCUCCAAUAAACCUUUUGCUUCAGGGUAUCCUCUUGGGUUUUUUUCCAGAUAUAUUAUGUAUGAACUUUGUACUAUGUAUAGCCAGAGUUUUAUUUAUUUUUAAAAAAAAAGAAAACUUUUUCUUGAUAAAGGAAUAAUGGUAGCCUAGCUAGUCCUUCUUGUAAAAGUAAUGCCUCUUUAAAAAAAAAAGUCCUCUUCUCUAGCUUUUAGUAGACGAAUCAGAUCUUUUCUUUCUUGUUACCUUGGAGUCUUAAAAAGGAUUGCUAAGGUGAAACAAUUCAAUGCAUAAGUAUGGAGUUAAGUGCCUUUUGGAGGAUUUCUUGGAAGAACAUUUAAGGAGAUACUUAAGGGAGGUAGCAAAGAUUUGAACAGUCUGUCUUUUUAAGUAAGGGCAGAAAGAAAGGUUGUCCAGGUUGUACUGGACGCUCCCCCCAACCCUGUUUCCUGAUUGUUUUAUGUGAUCGAUUUUAAAUUCUCACACUGCCACUUCUUUUUUAAAAACUAUCAUUUAUUUGCUUAUAUCAGUUGUCAUACUGGGCUGCUGUCAGAGAACAAUUUUUUUUUUUUACAUGAGAAGAUUAAAAAUGGGACAAUAUUUGAACUGUAGAGCAUUUCUGGGGUCAUCACAAACUGCUCAAGUAAGGACUGAGAACAGUCAGGAGAAGUGAUAUCACUGUACCUUCUCCCCACUCCUCCUCACCCACCCCAACCUUUACACUGUCUGGCUUUGAAUGAAGAGGUGGAAACAGGUACUUCCUAGAAGUACGUGGCCUCAGCUGGAGUUACGUGUGCUCUGUCUUUCCUUCUAGGCACAUGGAUGUACUUUUCCAGGAUGGGAUAGAUUUGCAUCUCUACCCAUACUCGCAGGUCCUCGGGUAUCUGUGAAAGGAGGGAGGGAUAUGUGGUGUAUGCCGUGAAACAGCAAAACUCACUACCCUGGAAUCAUUAUGCAGGGGAUAGUAGAGCCAGAAUUAAUCAUGAGGGCAGAUGACAUUUGUACCUCAGUAUACCAAAAUUACAGCAGUAAAUUUAACUUGACAGGCAUCCUCUAGAAGCAACUGCUCUAUAGUUCGUGGUAGCAUUCUCUAAAUGGAGCCAUGCACAUAAUUGGACAGAGAUGCGGAAUUGAGCAGCUUCCUUCUGAUAAGAGAUACAAUGGACCAUGUUGCUUAUAUAUCACCCUAGUAGGGGAUGUAAUUUUCCCUUCUAAGCAAGGGAAAUGGCUGUGCUAAAUAAUUUUAUAACUUUUUGAAUGAGAAACUUUUAAGUAAAGAUAAACUGUCAGAUAAUAUUUUUCAGAUGCAUUUGCAACUGACUGGGGAAGAGACUGUGAAAAAUGAUAGUCUUUUUUUUUUUUUUUAAUUUUAAAGACUGAAAUUCUGUUACAUGAAGUAUGACGAUAUAAAAACACAUAUUUAGUUUUAUACUAAAUCUUUUUUUAAGGUCUUGGCAUUUAAUACAAAGCAAAUCCACACAUUUUCUAACUUUCCAUAAGUUCCAAAAAGGGAAGGAAGAAACCUCAGUCUUGAAAUUUUGAUUUUUAAAAAUCAUGACACUGUUUUACCAUGAAAACGAGUAGCUAAUUUUUGGUAACACCUUUUGUUUCUUUGUAUGUUUGUAAUAAUGGACAUUUUAAAACACAGGAAUGUUUUGGUUUGUACAGACUUUGACAAAUGUGUGUUAAUAAAAAUUCAUAUUGACUCAAG